Striga asiatica is the source of this 1458-nucleotide messenger RNA. NCBI's taxonomy places the organism in Eukaryota, Viridiplantae, Streptophyta, Magnoliopsida, Lamiales, Orobanchaceae. The record is from the annotation of a GenBank genome assembly.
AUGGGUUUAAUAGGAGAAGGUCAACAGGUUUCAAAAUCUGCUGCCAAAAUCUCACUUCUUAAUCGCAUCGAUCUUUCAAGCCCUGAUACUCAAGGCUCCGCGUGCUUAGAUUCUGGGUUCUUCUAUGUAAUCAAUCAUGGGAUUGACGAGGCACUCCUGGAUGAAGUUUUCUCUCAAAGCAAAAGAUUUUUCAAUUUGCCGAAGAAGGAAAAGAUGAAGCUUCUGAGGAAUGAGAAAAACCGAGGCUAUACCCCUGUUUUUGAUGAAACUUUGGAUCGUGCCAAUCAGAUACAUGGGGACUAUAAAGAGGGAUACUACAUUGGAGUUGAAGUAUCUGAUGAUGACUUUGAUGAACAGAAACCUUUUUAUUCACCAAACAUCUGGCCUAAUGAAGAUAUCUUGCCUGGAUGGAAGCAAACUAUGGAGAAGUAUCAUCAGAAGGCCCUAGAGGUGGCUAGAGCAGUUUCACGGUUAGUAGCCCUGGCACUUGACCUGAACAUCGACUUUUUCGACCAGCCUGAAAUGCUUGGAAAUCCAAUCGCAACCUUACGACUGCUGCAUUAUGAAGAUCGAACUUCUGAGCCUGACAAGGGAAUAUUUGGAGCUGGUGCACACUCUGAUUAUGGUUUGAUUACCCUUUUGGCUACAGAAGAUGUGGAUGGUCUUCAGAUAUGUAAAGACAAGGAUGCUAAACCUCAGAUCUGGGAGGAUGUACCACCAUUAAAAGGGGCAUUUAUAGUUAAUCUUGGUGAUAUGCUGGAACGCUGGAGCAACUGCAUGUUCAGAUCUACGCUUCAUCGAGUAUUGGGUAAUGGCUCGGAAAGAUACUCUAUAGCGUUCUUUGUUGAGCCGAGUCAUGAUUGCAUUGUUGAAUGCCUCCCGACUUGCCAAUCAGACAAGAACCCUCCGAAGUAUCCCCCAAUCAAAUGCAAAGAUUACCUGCGUCAGAGGUAUAAGGAGACACACGCUGACCUCACUUCCUACAAAUAGUGAAGAUACUAUGCAUGCAACUUAGGUUUGUGAAAGCUUCUGAUGGUCAAGAUAGUGCCAUCCGAAAGUGGUUCAUUUACCAUCACUCACCUGUAUGUUCAUGUCUUCAUGGUUCGUUUGUAGUUUCUACAGUUGAAAAUUUGAAGUUUUAAUUCUGUUGUUUUUCAUGUGAAUAUUUGAAUUACGUUUUGGAUGAUAAAUAAGAUUUGUUUUGUUUUCGUACUGUGGGAAUGAGCGGAAUUAGUGUAGUUCGUUGGUUUAUUUCGCUUUGAAACUGUCAUUGCACAGGGCCAGAAUCGGCCAACCGGGCUUACCUUAUUCACAGUUAUAUUGGCCGACGAGGUUAUGAGAUCGCUUCCCAAUGAGAAUUUCUAGAUAGCUUCAAAUUACCUAUAGUAAAAAUGUGAUCUUUCCUGUGUCAAUUACAUGGAAGUUAUGGGGACAAAAAAUUUAAAAUUCCAUAUCACC